ACAGUGCAGCCGGCUGUAGCUCCAAAGGCACGCUCCCAGAGAGAGCCCAAGAGCCUAUGCCCGGAAGCCUCUGAUUCUACCUCUUCUGCUGUAUUUGCCUCCCAGAGACCCCUUGGUUUGGAAGACUUGGGAGUACCAAAGAAAAUCUAUCCGGACACAAUGAGGAAGCACAUGGGUGGAUGCUGGUUGGCCAUCAUCUGUGUCCUGCUCUUCAGCCAGCUGGCUGCAGUCAAGGCAAGAGGCAUAAAGCACAGAAUCAAGUGGAACCGGAAGGCCCUGCCCAGUAGCUCCCCGGUCACGGAGGCCCAGAGGAUGGAGGUGCAGAUGCGUCCCGGGGCCUUCAUCAAGCAAGGCCGGAAGCUGGAUAUCAACUUCGGACCUGAGGGCAACAGGUACUACGAGGCCAACUACUGGCAGUUCCCCGACGGGAUCCACUACGAUGGCUGCUCUGAGGCGAACGUGACCAAGGAGAAGUUUGUCACCAGCUGCAUCAACAUCACUCAGGCUGAGAACCAGGAGGAGCUGUUCCAAGAGAAACAGGGCAAGCUUCACCAGAGGAUCCUGUGGAGGCUGGUCAGGGAGCUCUGCUCCGCCAAGCACUGCGAUUUCUGGUUGGAAAAGGGAGCAGGACUCCGGGUCUCCAUGGACCAGCCUGUGAUGCUCUGCCUGCUGGUUUUCAUUUGGUUCAUUGUGAAAUAAGCCCGUUAGCAGGCAGGCAGCCACGUAGAUGAGCAGGCGAGCAAACCAGAGUCAUCCCAGCUCUCUUCCCCCAGUACCCAACCCACAGGUGUUCUGAAGGUACCAAACAGCAGGGAUUUUGCAGCACUUCCAAUAGCACGCCUAAGUGUCUCCUCAGGUAUCUGCUUGAAUUUGAUUGUUUGUGUGUCCAUCCCCACAGGCUCUCCCAGAGGGUGUGUGCUCAUCACUGCAUCCUCCGCUCCCGGCGGAGUGCCUGGCACACUGUAUUACACAAUAAAUGUUUGGUGAAUGGAUAAAACAACACACCAGGGAUGGUGCCAGGCACUUCACCAUACCUCCUAACAACGCGCAGAGGCAGGUGUUAUUGCCAUUGUACUGAGGCUCCGAGAGGUGAACCAGCCAGAAAGGGGCACAAAUGGAACUGAAGCCUGGCUUGUCUAACCC
This is a messenger RNA of Phyllostomus hastatus (greater spear-nosed bat), 1143 nucleotides long. RefSeq names its product prion like protein doppel (gene PRND). Gene Ontology annotation, cellular component: membrane. Gene Ontology annotation, molecular function: copper ion binding. Lineage: Eukaryota; Metazoa; Chordata; Mammalia; Chiroptera; Phyllostomidae. Gene Ontology annotation, biological process: intracellular copper ion homeostasis; protein homooligomerization. Bases 160 to 699 code for a protein of 179 amino acids. The record is from RefSeq and is a predicted model, not a curated record. The transcript is spliced from 3 exons.